Besnoitia besnoiti is the source of this 1248-nucleotide messenger RNA. RefSeq lists its product as uncharacterized. NCBI's taxonomy places the organism in Eukaryota, Apicomplexa, Conoidasida, Eucoccidiorida, Sarcocystidae. The record is from RefSeq and is a predicted model, not a curated record. The coding region runs from base 1 to 1248 and encodes 415 amino acids. The transcript has 5 exons. Gene Ontology annotation, cellular component: membrane.
AUGAAGCUGUCCCCGGCCGCUCUUGGAAUUGCAGCUGCUGUUGCCCUCUCCAUCCAACAGGCAACUGCCCUCAGCGCAGCGAGAGACGGAACGCACACAGACACCACCGACACCACCACAACGACGCAGCCUGCAACCUGUGAGACAGGUCCGCUCGCACUGACAAUUUCGGAGGCUGACGGGAAGGCUUCGUUCAAAUGUUCCGCGAAGCUUCCGGUGCUGGAGCCCCAGUUUGCGUCAGAGGCUCAACUCGUGAUUCACGACGGCAGAAAUAUGAAGCUCUCCGAAAUUAUCCCCGGCGCCACGCUGCAACAAGACACCAGCCCUACGAAACCUAAAACAACGGCCAGCCAAACUAAUUCUGAGACCACCGAACAGACGACCUACACUCUGCACGUCCCCGUAUUGCCAGAUGUGGAGAAGGUCGUAGGCUUUAAGUGCACAUCGAUGGAAGAAGAUCCUUCCACAGCGAAGACUGAAUCAGAGGCUAAAAAUACUUCCUGCGAAAUCACUAUCACGGUGGCAUCAUCGGGCAUGUCCGCGGCUUUUCGCCCGGUUGCUGCAGCGGUAUCAGUCUGUCCCGUCUACAACCUGACCUACCAUUCAUCGCUGGGCGAAGGGCUCAUUUUACCUGGUUCUUCGGCGCACACGUUAUUCAGAAUGAAACUUUCGCCCGCUACUCUUGGCGUGGCAGCUGCGGUUGCCCUCUCCCUCCAGCAGUCAACUGCUCUGAGCACAGCGAGAGACGGGUCGACGACCCCCACCACCCCAUCCACGGAACCGCCAGUGUGUGAGAAGGAUCCCCUCACGUUGACCAUCUCGGAGGUCGACGGGAAGGCUGCGUUCAGUUGUUCCACGAAGCUUCCGGUGCUUCGACCUGAGUUUGUAGAAAACGAGCCAUUGGUGCAUUUCGACGGACAUGAUGUGAAGCUCUCUGAAGUAAUUCCCAGCGCGAAGCUGGAAAUCACUGUUCACAAGGACUCCAAAAGCGGUGGUGGCAGCGGCAGCGGCGGCUUGGCGGGAGAGGUGAAGCGCUACACACUGUCGGUUCCCGUAUUGCCAGCGGUAGAGAAGGUACUUCGCUUUAGAUGCGAAUCCGGUCAAGACAAGAGUCCUUCAGAGAAGUCAAACCCAGAAGAUGUCCCUGCGUCCUGCGAAAUCACAAUCACGGUUGCAUCAAGCGCGGCGAGCGCUGUCGCGGGACUCCUCUCCAUGACGUUGUCCAGCGCUCUUCAACUCUUUGCCUGA